Molecule: messenger RNA, 1354 nt
Organism: Mytilus trossulus (common blue mussel)
Lineage: Eukaryota; Metazoa; Mollusca; Bivalvia; Mytilida; Mytilidae
Product: sulfotransferase 1C4-like
Exons: 6
Coding region: 172-1056 (294 amino acids)
Biological process (GO): sulfation
Cellular component (GO): cytoplasm
Molecular function (GO): sulfotransferase activity
Source: RefSeq, a predicted model, not a curated record
CAAUAUAGAUAAACCAUCCUCAUCCUAAAGUGAUGCUUUAUUUGAUGAAAUCAUAAUCAAUAAAUGUUUGACUACCUUUGAACUGAAAGACCAAUAAAAUGUUGGCAUCAUUUAGUGAUAGGAGGCCGAAGUCGAUACUAUAUUAAUAUAUUUUUUCUUGGACUUUAAAUAAUGACGGAUCGACACGUUCUCCCUGGUCAACACUGGUACGAAGGUGUUUUAUUUUUUGGAUACAGUCCACCAGACAUUCUUGAUGCUGUAAAACAUUUUGAAGUUCGUGACGACGAUGUUUUUAUUGUAACUUAUCCAAAAGCAGGUACAACAUGGAUGCAAGAAAUAGUAUGGUUAAUUCUCAGUGAUGGGGACUUUGAAAGAGCGUCGAAACAACAGGUUUACUUCCGGUCUCCUUUCUUAGAAUUCAAAGAUGAUAUUUUGAAUGAAGUUGGACUAGAUUUGGCGAAUCCCAUGCCAUCGCCAAGAGUUAUUAAAACGCAUCUUCCAGUAAAACUUGCACCUACCCAACUAUGUCAAAAAGAAUGUAAGGUGGUAGUUAUGUUUCGGAAUCCAAAAGAUCUCUGUGUCUCAUACUAUCAUUUCUACAGAUCAAGCUCUUCUUUCGGAAAUUUUAAGGGCACAUGGACCGAAUUCGUAGACAUGUUUAAAGAUGGGCAUGUUGAUCAUGGAUCAUGGUUUGAUUUUACACGUAGCUGGUGGAACAUGCGACACCAUGAUAAUGUGUAUAUUGUAUUCUAUGAGGAUAUGAAAAGGAACCUAAAAAAAGAAAUAGUGAAAAUUUGCGAUUUUCUUGGAAAACAACUCGACGACAAAACUUUAGAACGCAUCAGUGAUAAUUGCUCCUUUGAGAGCAUGCGUAAUAAUCCAAUGACCAAUCAUUUAGAUGUUUACUCGAUUGAUAGCAAAAUAUCGCCAUUACUACGGAAAGGUACUGUUGGCGACUGGAAGAACCAUUUUACAGUACAACAAAAUGAAGACUUUGAUAAAUUUUAUCAAUCGCGCAUGGACGAGUUCAAUAUCCCAUUCCAGUAUGAGCUUUGAAAUGCAUCGCACAAUGCAUGGUGUUCUUUCCAAAUAAUAGGAUUAUUAGAAGUUAAAAUAAACCAAGAGUUUUAGAGCAUCUUUUUUUAAUUGUUUUUUUUUAACAAGCGUUGUCAGUUUUGGUAACUGCUUUAUUUCGUCCGUCUGAAACAAAUAGAGGCAUCAAAUUAUACAUCAUCCUUAGUUUAAACGAUUUACUGCAACAUUAUUUGAACUAUGCAAACAUUUUGAAGGAGUUCGCCUCCGUUUAAGUAAUAUUUGAAUGAUUUAUUCUCAAGUUCUCAUGCUUGAAAUCAAA